CCGGGGAUUUUAUUCUAUUAAGGAAUAUUAGUUAUUUACUUGAAAUUUUUCUGAUAAUUUUUCAGAAUGUCGAUUGCCAUUCAAAACAAUAGCAACGCUUCCAACGUCUCCUUGUCGACCGGUUACGCCUAUCCCGACCCGCCCUCCCUCGACACACUAGUGCCCCUCGGAAUCAUCCUCAUCUCGGCCAUCAUUACAACCGUCGGGGGCAACGGUUUUAUUAUUUAUGCGUUCCUGCGCUUCCCACAUCUGCGCACCCAGUUCAACACGUACAUCUUCAAUCUGUCCAUCGCUGACCUUUUUGUCGGAAUCAUCGUUAUGCCGUCCUUCUUCCUGUACAACUGCUACGGUUACUGGCCGUUCGGGGAACCGAUGUGCUCGGUGUGGGUCUUUACCGACUGGUUCAUGACCUUUGAGUCGGUGAUGGUCUUGGCGGUGAUCAGUGUGGAACGGUUAUGGUCGGUGACGUGGCCGGUGACCUAUAAGCAGUGGCACACGCCCGGUCAAGUGCGGCUGGUCAUUGUGUGUACGUGGGUGUUUGUGGCGUCCAUCUGGAUGCCGGCGUUCUUUUAUGAUCGGUUUAACCAUGAUAACGUCGUGGAGGACUGCGCAUGGGAUCCCGCAAAAAAUUACGCCGGUGGAUUUUACAUCGGAGUGUUAGGAUAUUUGGCACCGUUUAUUACCAUGGUGGUUUCGUAUACGAUUGUUGGAUUCAAAAUGCGUAAAAGAUUUCGGAAAACUCGUGCCACUAAGGGAGCCCCCAUUCAAACCGAGGGCAGCUCCAUUCAGCCACGCUACAAAGGAAUUUCCCCAAUUUCCCACGUUGGCGUGACGGAGAAAAGUAUUAUUAACUCGACAACGCUAACGGCUGGUGGGGAUGAAAAGCAACUCGGCAACAGGCCAGCGAAAAUAAACCACACAGCCAAUCGGGAAAAAUCAGCAUUGCUUACUUUGGGAGCAAUUGUCGUGGCAUUUUCCAUCUGUUGGAUCCCCUUUUACGUUUAUUUCUUUGUGACCUUAUUCAACUGGGGAACACUGCCAACGUGGUUUCUAACAAUGACUUACUGGCUGGCUUACUUGAACUCGGCAGUCAACCCGGUUUUAUAUACAGCUCUACACGAUGACUUCCGGCAAAAACUUGUUGAUUUAUUUCGAUGUUGCCGAAAAUAUUAAUAAGGCAACUAUGCUUAAAUCAGCUCAAAACUAUGCGUUCAAAAUAAUUUUGCCAAUUGUGCUUUGUUUGCUGACUGAAUUAUGCAGAACACUGACCUUUCUGUGACUGAGUAUAAUAUUUUGAAAUCAGUUGCUUACUGCUUCUGCU
Messenger RNA from Paramacrobiotus metropolitanus, 1321 nucleotides. RefSeq names its product muscarinic acetylcholine receptor M2-like. The coding region runs from base 67 to 1173 and encodes 368 amino acids. Gene Ontology annotation, biological process: adenylate cyclase-activating adrenergic receptor signaling pathway. The record is from RefSeq and is a predicted model, not a curated record. Gene Ontology annotation, cellular component: membrane. NCBI's taxonomy places the organism in Eukaryota, Metazoa, Tardigrada, Eutardigrada, Parachela, Macrobiotidae. The transcript is spliced from 2 exons. Gene Ontology annotation, molecular function: G protein-coupled receptor activity.